Molecule: messenger RNA, 1050 nt
Organism: Dujonia railenensis
Lineage: Eukaryota; Fungi; Ascomycota; Pichiomycetes; Serinales; Debaryomycetaceae
Source: the annotation of a GenBank genome assembly
AUGACGCUCACCGAGUCCAUUCCCAUUUGGCUUGACUGUGACACUGGAAAUGAUGACACAUUUGCAAUUCUUCUCGCAGCAUUACACCAGAAGUUCAACUUGGUUGGAAUCUCCACAGUAUACGGAAAUGCUCCUUUGCCGUACACCACUCAUAAUACUUUGGCUAUAUUGGACGUUUUGGGGUUUAAGCAAGACGAUAUCAAGGUAUAUUCUGGCUCGUCGAAGCCGUUCGAAAUACCUCCACGUUAUGCAACCUCUAUCCAUGGUCCUACAGGAAUUGAAGGUGCGACAUUGCCCAAGCAUCCAACAAUUGAAGAGUCCAAAGACCAAACUUAUUUGGAAGCAAUAAAAGAAGCAGUGUUACAAUACAAGGGAAGGUUGAAUAUCGUCAGUACUGGUGCCUUGACCAAUGUGGCUAAACUUUUUCAGACUUACCCUGGUCUCAGAUCUGAAGUAAACUUCUUAGCCAUAAUGGGCGGAGGAAUCGAACUCGGUAAUAUUACAAAAUUCGCCGAGUUCAACGUACACUGCGAUCCACAUGCUGCACAAUUGGUACUAGGUGAUCCAGUGUUAAAGGAUAAAACAGUUCUUGUCCCACUAAAUGUAACUAAUAGGGCUAUAGCUAAAAAGUCCAUUCAUGACCAAAUCUAUAUAAAGAAUAAUGCCAGAAAAAAUUCCAAUGCUAGAAAAGUUUUCUACGAUAUAAUUCUGUUCUACGGUAUAGCCUAUAAUCUUAACCGAGAUGGAUUUGGUGAAGGUCCACCUAUUCACGACCCAUUAACAAUUUUUGUGCUUAUGGCAUUGCUAAACAAAUUGGGGAACCACCACGAUGAUGAAGCUGGCGACUUUGGUUUGAAAUAUGUUAGAGGUGAUGUUGAUGUUGUUAUAGACGGUGAACAUGAGGGCCAGACUGUCCUAAGUAAAAGAAAUGAUACAGGUACGUACGUCACAGUGGAUAUCGAUUAUGGUAUUUUCUGGUCUUACAUAUUGGAAGCUCUCGACAACUCUGAUUUGAGAAAUGGAGCAUCAGAAGAUAGUAUUGUGAAUUAA